Molecule: messenger RNA, 8045 nt
Organism: Paramisgurnus dabryanus
Lineage: Eukaryota; Metazoa; Chordata; Actinopteri; Cypriniformes; Cobitidae
Source: RefSeq, a predicted model, not a curated record
ACAACGCGAACAGGUGAAGAUACGCAAGAAAUGAUGCUGAAACUGAGAAGAAAGGGAUGGACUGCUAAAAGAGCAAAUGUAUGAAGAUUAGAGAGAGAGAGAGAAGGAGGGAGAGAAAGAGAGAGAGAGGUGUUUCCCCGCUGCACGCUUCCUUCGGCUGGAUGGACUGUUUCGUUUAGGGAAUAAGAAGUAAUUGAUUAACACAAGCUUUAUUAUAGACAUAAAUGCAAAUUUAUCAGCGAAAGACAUUUACCUAAAACCUGGAAGGAUAGCAGUACCACCUGUAUAUUACGGAAACAUGUGUUGAAGGGACCAGGGAGGCACAUAGGCGAGGUAUAACAUAUGUAGCUUAUAUUUUUGGCAAGCUUGUCUUUUAUAUUACCAAAGGAACGAACCGUAGCACAGUGACGUUGCGAUGUUUUGCUAGGUGCUGUAGCACGGAAAUAUUACAUUAUUCAUAAACUGUAGCCAGUUAUCAAAAAUACAUCUUGUUCUGCGCAGUCAUUCGGACCACACGCCGACAGGACCACUGCUUUCAUCCGAAAACUAACUACAUUUCACCUAACAUUUGUGCUAUUUGCGUGUUCAUGUGUGUGUGUUCAGUAACACACGCACUGCCCGCACGCGAACAGAGCCAGACGCACAACGAGCUCCUCCCACCCCCCUCCCUUCUCGGUUCUCUCUCCUCCUCUCCCACCCCCUGCUCCUCUAUGCUCAGUUCGGUGUGUGUCUCCACUUUCAAAGGGCGCAAGGGUGGGAACAAGUCGUCCAGCAAAGCAUGUUACAGCGCAGACAUGACUUGUCCGUCAGAGAGCGACAAAAUUGUGAUAAACUGCGGGGGGGUUCGGCACGAGACGUACCGCAGCACCCUGAAGACGCUGCCCGGCACGCGCUUGUCUUGGCUCACCGAGCCAGACGCGUUCAGUAACUUUGACUAUGACCCCAAAUCCGACGAGUUUUUCUUCGACCGUCACCCCAACACUUUCGCAUUUAUCCUAAACUAUUACCGCACGGGGAAGUUGCACUGUCCCAAUGAUGUGUGCGGUCCUCUGUUCGAGGAGGAGCUCGCUUUUUGGGGUAUCGAUGAGACAGACGUGGAGGCUUGCUGCUGGAUGAACUACAGACAGCAUCGGGACGCCGAGGAAGCGCUGGACAGCUUCGAGACACCCGAACCGGACCCUCCGGAAGACGACCCAGCUCUGACGGGUGGCGCUGACGGGGACCUGAAGAGGUUGUGUCUGCAGGAGGAUGGACGAAACCCCAGCUGGUGGAGUAUAUGGCAACCCCGAAUCUGGGCGCUCUUUGAGGAUCCAUACUCCUCGAAAUACGCUAGGUAUGUGGCGUUCGGCUCGCUUCUGUUCAUCCUCAUCUCCAUCUCAACAUUUUGCUUGGAGACGCACGAGGCCUUCAACACCAUCUACAAUAAGACAGAGAACGUGACGGUGGGAAAUGUCACACGGGAGGAGGUUGUGUUUGAGGUAGUGACGGACAACUGGCUCACCUACGUGGAGGGAGUCUGUGUCAUCUGGUUCACCAUCGAGGUGUUCGCUCGCGUGAUUUUCUGCCCGGACAAGGCCGAGUUCUUCAAGAGCUCGCUGAACAUCAUCGACUUUGUAGCCAUUCUGCCCUUUUACCUGGAGGUGGCGCUGAGCGGACUCUCCUCUAAAGCAGCUAAAGACGUGCUGGGCUUUUUGCGCGUUGUGCGAUUCGUCCGAAUCCUGCGAAUCUUCAAGCUCACGCGCCAUUUCGUGGGACUGAGGGUGUUGGGUCACACGCUCCGCGCCAGCACCAACGAAUUCUUGCUCCUCAUCAUCUUCCUUGCUCUCGGAGUGCUUAUCUUCGCCACUAUGAUCUACUACGCCGAGCGCAUCGGCGCGUCCCCGGACGAUCCCACGGCGAGCGCCCACACCACCUUUAAAAACAUCCCCAUUGGCUUUUGGUGGGCGGUGGUGACCAUGACGACGCUGGGCUAUGGUGACAUGUAUCCAGAGACUUGGUCUGGUAUGUUAGUGGGCGCCUUGUGCGCCCUGGCGGGCGUGCUGACCAUUGCCAUGCCUGUGCCCGUCAUUGUGAACAACUUCGGCAUGUACUACUCUCUAGCCAUGGCCAAGCAGAAGCUACCCAAGAAAAAGAACAAGCACAUCCCACGGGCUCCACAGCCUGGAUCGCCCAACUACUGUAAACCAGAUGCCCUGGCCAUGGCCACUGCCUCACCGCACAGGCUCAUGGGUAAUGUGCUGGGCGGUAUGGUGGGCUCUGGAAGCAUGGCGGGAGACUGUCCUCUUGCACAGGAGGAAAUCAUAGAGAUUAACAGAGCAGUAGGAUUAUAUUUCAACACUGCAAAAAACCCCAGCCACAGCAUCUUAGAUUACAUCCCAGAAAACGUCUCAGCCAAUUUUACAUCAUCUCUUCUCCUGCCCUCAUCAAGCCCUCCAAAGAGAAGGAAAUAUAAUCACGAAUAUCCUCAACCAGCUUCAGGCUCUGACAACUCAAAGCAGAAUGGGGAUGCUGCAAAUGCAGCUCUGGCCAAUGAAGACUGUCCCACCAUAGACCAGGUGCUGGGGCCAGACGACAGGAGUCCAGCCACUGGUGGGUUGGGGACAUGCACGGGGCGCGAACGUUACCCCCACGACCGGGCCUGCUUCCUCCUCAGUACCGGAGAGUUCCGCACCACAGACAGCAAUGUCAGGAAAGGUUGUGUCGUGUCAUGCGUUUCAGCCGGCUAUGAGAAGUCCCGCAGCCUCAAUAACAUCUCGGGGAUGUCGGGGGCUCCUUUGCGUCUGACCCCCAUCACCCCAAUCAACAACCAACCCUAUGAACCCUACGAGACCCCUGGCCCUCUACGCCGCUGCAGAUCCCCCAUACCCUCGAUUCUGUAGCACAGCGUAGGACACAACGACAAAUUAAACAAAGAAGGACGCUCAAUGCACCCUCAUUCUGCAAUAGUAUUAAUAAUCGUGAUAAUGACGCUAAGUACUCGCACCUCAGCUCCUCCAUUGUUUGGACAGGGUGGGACUAUUUUUAAUGUCAUGCCUCAAAGGGGGUUGAUGAGCUUUAAGUACUUAAAUGAAUCAAAUGAGCAUUUUCAGUCAUUUUAUCGCACAUACUUCAGGCAAUAUCUCAGACAGGCAACUAAAACAAUUAUAUGCUGUAUCUUCGAGCGAGUUAUGCCUUAUUAAUAUACAAAAAAAAGAAGCACUGAAUAAUGUUAUAAUAAAACCCCUCACUGGUCCGUAGGCAGCGGUGAGCACCCUGUAGGAAAUCUAUACCUGUAGUUGAAUGACUGUAGUUGGCUUUCCCACAUUCUCUGCCUGUUUGCUGGUUAUGUAAAAACUAUAAGACUGUGAAAUCCAGCAGGCUUAUUCAUUGAGCAGCAGUUGCUCUUUUGAUAAACCAUUAUAGGCCUUGAAAAAUAAAUUCUCUUCAUAUCAAAGCUUGGAGGUCACAGAAGACAAGUAGUUCAAGUGCAUGCAAGAAAUGACUAAAGUUAGGCAAGUAGAGCAUAACUAAACUAAAACUCAGUCCCGUUUAACUGCUACAUGAACCUAUACAUCUACUCUACUCUGCUGGACUGAUGUUAACAUAAAGCAAAGCCCUGAAGCGCUACUGUAAUGGAUCUAGAAUCGGAUUAGUUUGGUUGAUUUUAAGUUUUGGUGAUUUGGGCCAUGGAGCAUUAUCAAUAUCACUCGUAAGGACACUUUAACCUCACGUAAUCACAUCGCUUUAAAACAUUUCCAACAGUAACGGUGGUUUGCACUGAAUAUCUUGAAAAAUGUACCUCGCAGGGGACACUAUUUGUGAGCUAAGUCUAAAAAUACUUAAACGGUGUUUGUGCAAUACUGUAUCAACUAUUACGAUGACCUCAGAUGAGCUGGAGACUUUACUAUUUGCAACUAUUAACUUUAACUACUAUUGUAAAAUAACAGCGAGACCGAGAACUGAUCAUUACAAAAGGCUAUUUUUGUACUAUAAAGCAUUUAGACAUCAUAGGGGAUAGGAGUUGUGUGAGCUUUGAGUUGGAGUCUGGAGAUCUUGCAUGGAGAUGUACUAUGAACUUUUUAGUUUUUGUAUUUUGACAUACUACUCUGCAUUUUUGUCACAAGAACCAUACAACGAAACGAAAGGAGGAGCCAUCAUAUUAAGGGCCUAUAAACUUCUGCACUUCUUCUGGACCCUUACCAAUUUGUAUAGCGCAUGAAAGAACUUUUACUAUGGUAUUUCCUCAUAAAUAUGAAGACAUGUGAAGCUGCACUCCUCACUGGAUAUCCGCGUAUAAUGGGGCUGUGGUGAACCAGACAGUUCAUCUAAGGGCACGAAUUAACUGGACCUUCAUCAUCAUCAUCAUCACUGUCAUUAUCCUCCCUAAUCAUUAUUAUCAUUUCCGAUUACUGUUAUUCCUAUAAUUUGAAUGCAGUAUAAAAUCAGUUCAGUUUGUUUUCUCUCUGGUCCCCUUUUCUUUCUCUAUUUUUUUUGUUUUUUUUAUCUGCCCUGUCUUUUGGAUGCUGACCUUCGUACCAAUAUAAAGGAGGGAACAUUGAAUGGAUGCUGGAUUGACAGCGGUCAGUAAGAGAAGAAAAAGAUGACAAAAUGAACUCUUUGAAAUGCAUAUAUGAGGCAUAUGUUUCACUGUGUGGGGGUGCACAGAUUUCAUACACACCUCUCAGCAAUGGCAGCUCACAAAACUUCUUGUUUUCUUUUGUGUAAAGAAACUGAAAAUCUGAGGUGUAAAUGACAAAAAUUUUAUUAAGUUUUGUAUAUUAGUUAAACAGUUGAUCAGAAAUCCAAGGAGCAGUUCUUUUUAGUUUUACAGGAAAGAAUUAGUUUUGAUAUUCUGUAGUAAUAUCAAAACUAGUAGAUACACUUCAUCUAAAUUAAGCAGUGGAAUUCUACAAAGAGUCCAUUUUAUAUUUUCUCCAUUUGAAGAGAUGCAAAAGCCGUACUAUACGUUUAUCAAAUCCGCUUAAUCCCGGCCUUGGGCCAUUCAGAAAUACCGGUUUGUUAGCAGAAUCCAUUAAGAGGGUCUAAUAAAAAUGCAAAUUUACAAGAAAACAUGUCAGAUACACUUAGAGGCUUUUGCAUCUGAGCUCUUCAUUUGUUGUUAAUAUUACUGCCACAUUCACAGUAAAAAUAUACUUCAGGCACUAUUUAAAGUUUGACAGAUGCCUAGAGCCUUUUGGAGAACCUUUUUGUUUAACUUCUGCAAAUUCUCAAAAAAGUCAAAGACUUCUUUAAAAGGUGCUAGAGGUUCUUUAAAGGGUUCAGCCAGGGUGGCAUCUUAAGAAACCCAAAUGGUGCCUGAAGAAGGAUUUAAUUUUUACAGUGUAGCUCGUACACUCUCUCUCCUCCUCUCUUCUCUCGUUGUCAGCUAGAGAAAAGAAAGUAAUGGUGGUUAUUGAUUACAUAGAGUAUGCAUGGAGGAAGGAAACGGUGUUAUGAUUUGUCUGCAUGUGCACUGCUUCAUGUGCAUUUAAGGUCUCACUAAAGGCCAUGUGCUGGAUGUAUGCAGUGCCUCAUGUGAGCAGGUUGAUGCAGUAUCAAGGGAGCUCUUUUUUCAGAUCAGUGUGACAAGCAAAAUACAAAAGGGAUUAUUUCAGCAGAAGCAUUCAUGCUGAUCUGAGAUCCAUUAAGAUUUUUUUUCGAGAAAAAAACUAAAAAGAACUGUUUAGAUUGGUUUGGUUUCAAUUAUUGUAUUUAUUUUUUCAAAAGUGUAUAUUUGAAAUGUCUGUUCAAAGUAGGUCCAUAUUGAAUCAGCAGACUUUUUCACAUUCUAAAAAAAGAAAAAAUUACCAAAAUGAUAUAUUUAGAGGGAGAGAAAGAGGGAAUCACAUAUCGUCACCUUAAUCCCUGUGUGGUUCUGGUCUGCCCAACACUUUUUAUUUCUCAUCUUCACCUCAUGAUCCUCAUACUCUGCAUUUCAUUUUUCAAUCUUUUUUUUGUUUUUUUUCUGCUCUUUAUGAGGGUCUAGAGGUCUCAAUGAUGUGUACAGUUUUGAAGGUUGACUUUGUAAUUUCCACAUGCAUGGAUUUUCAUUGUGAGCAAUAAGGGAAUUCAAAGUCUACGUGACAAGUGUUUUGAUAAGACAAUGUAUUUUGUAAAGAAGUUUAUGUACAUGUAUGUUCAUAUAAGUGUGUACAUAUGGAUGUGUAUAUUCAUACACAUGCAUAUCAAUGAUUUGCAUGAUACAAAUGUACAAACGUUUUUCAUUGCUGUUACCAGUAUUUCUGUUAUUCUUGACUUAUUUUUGCAUGCUGGGAUGCUAUUGGGUGGCAGAGACCAUUACAACAACUGUUUUAUAUUGUUUGUAUUUAUUAAUGAGGGUUUGAAUAUGCUUUAACUAUGUACCUGUUUGCUUUAGUUUUUCUUCUCUUUUUUUUCUGUUCGAAAGCAUCAAAAGCAUUGCAGAUUGUCAUUUUAUGAUUUAUUCUUUUUCAUCUUUUCGCAGAGAACUAUUCUGAAAGCCCAGUGCUUAUCAGGUAUAUGCAAAAAGAAGCAGUAACUGUGAACUAAUCCUAGAACAGAAAAUCCACUUCUUCCUUUUACAAAUACAUUCCCGAACGAACACCUGCCCCCCUGUCCCCCAAAACCAACAUCAGCUCCUGUACAUUCCAUUCAGUCUUCAAAGACGAUUUCAGUUCUGUAUUGCCAUCUCACUCACCCCAAACCCAUACCAUCAUCAAUCUUAUAGUUAUGCAUUAUUAAUGAGGAUUUUUCUUGUUGCAUUAACUUCAGCUCUGACCCCCUCUGCAGGUUUUACGGGGGAACGAACUGACGUAGCAUUCAGUGUUGUAGCUCACUAGCACUCUUUGGUCACUUUAUUUUUAUUUAAACAAUACAUUUAGGCGUUCAUUGGAAUGGCUUGCACCGUCAGAACGUUCUUGUGCAAAGCAGCGGUUCUUCCAUUUGUCAUUCAAUAAUACCACUGUUCAGGGAAGUGGAGGAUAAUGAUAAUGGCACUGACUACAGCGAUGCAUGUUUCCACACAUUCUUAAAAAAUGCUGCAUCCUAAUGCAUAUUUUGGUUUUUCUGUGUUUAGUCGAUUUGUAGAGGCAAGUCAGGGUGGGCAGAGUAGGAGGGGCCAGAUCCAUUUACAGUAAAUCCCUUUACGAGUAGUAGAGAGAGGCCUGCUCCUAGUAAGCUUAGUUACCCAAUGCCCUGGUAAGCAGAAACAAAGCUGCAUGUGACCACAGAGGAAGAUGUAAAUAAUUCUCGUGUACACAAAUUGCAUGUUAACAGCACAGAAGCUAUAGCGUGUGGCAUUUGAAAUAAGGAGAGCAAGUAAGUUUAAGCAGUUCAAUUAUAUUACCCAGAAUCCUCUCUGUCUCUGUCAGACUUACGCUCCCCUAUCACUACUCAGGUAUAUCUCUCUUUUGUUUGUCUAAACCAGUGCUUCCAAAAUGAUGUCAUUUAAAACAGACAGAGAGAAAGAGAGACAGUGAUGAUUUAUCCACAUCCCGUUUAUAUGUGCAUAUAUGAAAUAAUUCUGUUUUCUCAUCAAGUCUUCCUGGUUCACAGUGUCCUACCCGUCUUUCACCAGUCCACCGUUUUGUUAUCUCCCACCACUGUCAUUUCACGUCAUUUUAAUUUAUUGACUCUACUGCUUCCAAAAAAAAAAACAGCCACCACCAACCAAAAAGCCCGGAUAACAUAAGAAAUCAAGGAAAACCAUUCACUUGUUAAAACUUUUCAAACACGGUUUGCCAUAAGUGGAUUACAAAAAACUGUAUAUGGAAUCAGGACUCGACCGAAUCAGGAGAUGAAAACAUGAGGGACAGAUUGUGUGUUUGAGUGUUAAGAGGAUUUUCGACAAAUGAAGACAGGCGCCGUGAAAUGGAGGACAGUUUGGGGAAGAAAGAAAAUAAAAGAGGAGGAGUUGCGCUGAACGCUUCUCAGUUGCUGAGCUUCUGAACUGCCCCUUUAUCACUUCAGAAGAGCUCCACGACUGCAGAGCCGAUCCAGAGUCAAACCCCAGGGUCGCCACAAGAUUAGAGAUGACUCGGAGAAGACGAAAGAGAGAAAAUGAGAGAUGAAAGAAGUGCUAAACCGAC